AUGCCCAACACGCCUCCAAACGAGCACGACUCUGAUGAGGACGUCGAGUUCGAGGAUGUCCCCCUCCAACCAGCUCCAGCUCAACCUCAACUUCCCUCUACAAAUGGCUCAGACCUGCCCUCUGAACAUGCCGGCCCCGUAUCCACCAACAUGCCAUGGGUCCCGCCACUCCGCAUCCCACAGCAGCGUGGGGCGCCUCUAGCCUCGGGCUCAAAUGCAGAGGUACAGCUCCGAGGCCGUUUGAGCACGGCAAUCGAUCGAAUCAACUUCCGCCAAAUGAAAGCACAGAUGGGUAUGGACACGACAAACACUCAGCCCGGUCACAGCCGGUACACCUGCAUCCGGCAACUGGCGGAUGAUAUCGAGGGUACGGCUGAUAUGCUCUGGGAGUCAGCUACUCCCUCAAUCCAAGUCGAAGGCCUGAUCACUCUAGCCGGCAUCUUGGAACGGUCCUUGGGAACUUACCCCUUCGAUGCAGAACCAACCCUAACCAUCCUCAACAAGCUGGACUACUUCUUCAUCACGCUUAUGCAGGGCGAGCACUCAGAGUCGCACACACCUCUACCUGGUGUCAACCCGGACCGGCCUUUCGUCACCCAGACGCAAAAGGUGCGCAUUCGCAGUAUCGCCGAGACUACCCGCAGCAAUCUCUUUGCGAUGAUGCCCAUGCCCCAGGAUGAUGAAGAUGGUACUGACCAGGAUGAUGAUUCGGAGGAGCCGGAGAUGCCGGAGAUGCCGCCGUGGAUGAUGCAGGCGAGUCGUGUUUAUGAGCGUGUGCUGAUGCUGCUGGGGGAUCAGGGAGAUCCGAAUGAGGCUGGGGGUUAUGAGUUUGAGUAG
Molecule: messenger RNA, 837 nt
Organism: Penicillium daleae
Lineage: Eukaryota; Fungi; Ascomycota; Eurotiomycetes; Eurotiales; Aspergillaceae
Exons: 2
Coding region: 1-837 (278 amino acids)
Cellular component (GO): transcription factor TFIIH holo complex
Source: RefSeq, a predicted model, not a curated record